Neurospora tetraspora is the source of this 2873-nucleotide messenger RNA. RefSeq lists its product as uncharacterized. The record is from RefSeq and is a predicted model, not a curated record. NCBI's taxonomy places the organism in Eukaryota, Fungi, Ascomycota, Sordariomycetes, Sordariales, Sordariaceae. The transcript has 6 exons. The coding region runs from base 495 to 2795 and encodes 766 amino acids.
GUCUGGACUUCCGCCCUGCCGCGUCGCUUGUGGAUGGGUGGAACCAACCCGUCUUGUUUUAUCGUCAUUUGAUGGAGCCGCUCUCUUUCAUGGAUGUCCCAGGACCCCCACGAUAAGGACGCGAGGGUUCUUUCACAAGUUUAUCCUUUCUACACUUUAAUCAUCCAUUCAAGCCAUCGUAGACCCCGUCUCCCUCGUGUCUCACAUCGUGCUACAUAUUCCUAGGGCGUCGUUUUAUGCAAGCCGCGUAUCAAAACAAUCAGCUUUAUUUACAAACACAAAUAUCACCGAUUCCACUCAUUACACAUCACCAAGGCGACUGCCAUCAGAUGAAAGGUUCAUCUGAUCAAGCAUCACCUGACUCGGCCAACUCCUCCAAACUCCAUCUUGAUCAGAGGAGGAAAAGAGCAAAACUCACGUUUACCUAAAUUAUCGGGUUUGGACCUCGGUCCAGUGUUUAGUUUCGAACUAUAAACAACUGACCAGGAAAGGGCAUGGUGAUGGGGGAUCAGUCGGGCCGUCGACACCAGCCCGCGCUUCGCAUUCAGGAACCCGACCUGGGAGAAAGAAGGCCCCUUCUACCCCGACGGACAACGACAACCGGAACACAAAAUGGCAAUCAGCAUCACUCACUUGACGGCCAAGUCUACACUUGUUAUGAUUACCACUCCCAGCUACCAGUUUACACCAACAUCCAUCGGAUCCGUCGGGAUAUCAUCUCGGUGGUGGAGGACUAUCUGAGCCUGGAUCAACUCCGCGAUAUCCGCAUUAACAUAUCGGUCGUCCGCCCACUAGUGGACAAGUUUUAUGAGCAAGACGAUAUCUCGAUAGUCUACUGCUUGCUGGUCAACCGCGCGCAGUUCUUGAACGAGCAGUCGCAUCUCAACAAUAGGCAAAAUGUCAACUACACACGCGCCAUGCUGUGUGAACUAAUAGCCACACGCAUUCUCAGGAGAUGCAGUGAGGACAACGAGGGUCCAGAGGGUCUUUUGGUGUUGGCGCAUAUUCUUAUUGCUGGCUUUGAGCCGUUCCAAAAUGCUCCGCCAGAGAUUCGCCAGGAGGUACAUGCCCCGACAGCAUGGCAUAAGACGCUGCCGGCCCUGGAGGUAGCCAUCCUGAGUGAGGCUAAGAUCUUUCUGAGCUCAACAUCAUGCCAGAAGAUUGUGGACGCCAUCUACGAGGGACGGGUUAUUUACAGCCCUUCUAGCUUCCUGGACCUUAUCCCGGACCGUUACAAGCAGAAGCCAAUAUCUCUUUAUGACCCCAGAGAUGCGCCUUUGCUCAAUCAGUACCGCCUGGUUGUACCGCGAACCCGAAAUAUUUUGGAAAUCAUCCAGUUUGUCAUCCUCCUGGCUCUCUAUCUUGUAUUCAUGUCCGAAAGAGACGCAGGUCGGAUAACGAAACUGGAAAUUUGCUUCACCGUCUACGCCUUCGGUUGGGUACUCGAUCAGUUUGCAACGAUUCUCGAGCACGGUUGGGAUGUGUACACUGAAAACUUGUGGUCGUUCCUCGAUGUCACCUUUGCUUCCAUCUAUUGGAUCUACCUUAUCAUGCGUGUGUACGGCUGGCAAUCUCAUAACGAAGAACUAGGACAACAAGCUCUUGACGUGCUGGCCAUGGGCGCACCGGUGCUUGUUCCUCGCUUGGCGUUUAAUUUGCUGUCUGACAACAUCCUCUUCCUGUCGCUCCGGUCCAUGAUGGCCGAUUUCUCUCUACUGACUGUACUGGCUGGCUGGUGCUUCUUUGGCUUCCUGUUGUCCCUUGUCUGGCUAGGAAACCACCAGUUCUCCUGGGUAACUAUCAGCAAAUGGAUGAUUUACAUUUGGUUCGGUCUGGAUGGAUCCGGCAUCCACCAUUCGACCGACUUCCACAAAUACCUAGGACCAGCCCUAAUGGUCAUGUUCGCCUUCCUGGGCAACACACUAUUCCUCACCAUCCUCGUCUCCAUGCUGUCCAACACCUUCAGCACCAUCGUCAGCAACGCAUUCGCAGAAAUCCAGUUCCGGCAUGCCGUCUUGACACUCGAGGGCGUCAAAGGCGACGCCAUCUUCGCUUACCAACCACCCUUCAACAUUCUCGCCGUCUUCAUCCUCAUCCCCCUCAAAUGGUUCGUCACCCCGCGCUGGUUCCACAAAAUCCACGUCGCCAGCGUGCGUCUGCUCAACCUCCCCCUCCUGCUCGUCAUCGCCCUGGUCGAACGCCGAAUCCUUCCCCCAAUCACCUCAACAGCAGGAGGAGAACCACCAGCGGGCGGGCCAUCUGUCAACUCCUCUAACUCCUCAUCCUCCUCCUACCCUCGACGCACCAAAGGCAAAGGCGCGCGCUUCUGGAACAAGUGGCGCAUCACCGUGCACAGCGACAUCGAGACCGUCUUCGAAGUCCCGCCGCCAGACUCGGUACUCGAACAGAUCGCUGGAGACGAUGAUCUCACGAAACAUUUGAUCAGGCGGCAGUUUGUCCGGAAAGACACCGUGGAAACAGCCACAAAGACACCGGCCAAGGACACAAACACGGACAAGAAAAAGCCACCUAGUCGUCGCGACAGCAUCGCCCCGUUCCCGGGCCUGAGGACGGAGUUGCAGGGCGUUUUGAGCGAGAGUGAUGAGAUGAGCGCUAUUACGGCGAGACUGGAGGCUUUGGAGAAGAGCACGAGGAGGAUAGAGUUCAUGUUGGCGAAGCUUACGGGCGGGUUGGAUGAUAAUAAGGAUGAUACGGCUAUUGAGUGUACGGAGAGUCCGAUUGAUGAGGAUGACGAUAGGGAGGAGGGGGCGGUAUCGCAGGCUACGACGAUGUGAAGAGGUGUGUGUGUAGGAAUAGAAUGAGAAUGAGAAUGGGCUGUAUACCUACGAAUGAAUAGCGUUUGAUGUUCAGAG